CCUGAAGCGGUGCUCUUGAUCACCUUCGACUUCUUGCCGCGGCUCAGUCGGCUGUGCAACGCGCGGCGCUGAUAUUCAACUGUUCCGCGGCACACUUCGUUUUCGUCGAUCGUCGUAAAGGUCGCGCCGCGCGCGGGCCUCGCUCCCGGCUCGUUUGAUUGGCGGUGGUGCGGUGUGUCGUUCCGAAUGUGCAUCUAGUGUGCUAUGUGCUGUUAAGUGUGACGUAACCGGAGGAUAUUGCAGGUUGGACAGAUGAAUGUCGAUAGGUUUAGAGCGACGCGAUGCCGGUGUGUCGACGGAAUUAUUGAUACGAAUCGGUUUUCAGUAAUUGUUUGUGAUACUGUGAGAUGAAUUACAGUUUAGAUAACGUAUUCAAAGUAAAUGCGAUUUAAUAUGUAUUUGACAUUUUUUCUCUAGGGGAUUUAAAUUGCGCUGAACUGGUGACGACGUUGCGUAGAAAUGACAGUGCAAUCACGAAUGGUGCAAGCAAGUGAUAACGAAAGACAAUCAAAAUGAUCACGAUGACGAUCGGUGCCAGUGGAAAUGGCAACACUGGAAACAGCGGUCAACAACAGCGGAACGGGGCUGGCGGUGGCGGUGGAGGGGGUAAACCGCCCCCUCCGGUACCGCCCCGUCCUUCGAAAAGCGUAGUGGCUGAAGCAUUGGCGAAAAGCAGAGGGGGACGGACAGCACCAAGCAGGCAAGCACCGCCUCCGCCUGUGCCUCACCAACAGGAGGCCGGCGUCGUCAAAGGUCAAGAUCUGUCAAAAUCCGCUUCCUGUCACGCAGUGACGGCGACUCCCUCCCCAAAACCUCCGCCGGUCGAAAGGUCGAUCUCGGAAGAGCUAAAAAAUCGCCCUAGACCGGUUGUGUACCAGUCAAACUUGAAACUGACCGAAUUCGCUUCGAACAACAAUACGAAUAACACUAAGGUGCUAAUCACGACGAAAAGUUCGAACAGCUCGGUGACGAUAACGAGGAGCGAGUCUCAGAAAUCUGAGGAUUCGCGAAGGGCGAAAGUUGCGAGGAAGAAUUCGGCGAAUAGGAGGAGCUUCUGCGGGGAGAUUUUGAGGGAGAGGAUUGGCAGGCAUUGGGAGGAGCACAGCGACAAAGGUGUGAAAGAAGACAUUCCACCCAGUCCAAAACAAGACCCUCCUCCCCCUCCGGACCACACCAGCUCGAUAACCAUCCCAGAACCUUAUCCAGACUCGUCCGAAGAGAAAAAAUGGGAUCACACGCUCAGCGAUCGCAACCACGUCAACACGCUGAUCGACGAAAUGUUCGCGAGCGUGCUGGAAGUGAACCCCGAGGAACAACCGGAAGCGUCUGUCGAGGCGACCAACAAGGUUGUGAUAAACGGGGUGAACGAUAAGGACAGUGAGGGUAGUGAAGAGAAGACUGUGAUUGUGAUAAAGAGUGACGAGGAGAUGAGUCAGAAAGACGGGAGCGAAGAUAGACCAAAGCAGGUCAAGUUCAAAGACCAACUAAACCACGAGCUGCUCAUCGACGAGCUGCAGUGCAUGAAAAAGGACCAAGAGCAAAUCCUGAAACGUCAAAGGUAUCCGUCCGUGGACAUAUACGAACAGUGCAGUUUAUUUACUCAUAGUGACGUUUCUGUGAAAAACGGUAGUGAAAUCGUGCGCGCGAAUUCGUUAGGUGCGCAACAGAGACCCACAAGGUUGGAUUUGGUCAACGGGCCCUUGAAGAAUGGGAAGAAUUCGUUUACGAAAAACAGGGACUUCAAGAUUGACCUUGAAAGAAUGAGCUCGAUGUCGUCCCUCCACGGUCUACCGCCACUACCCAAGAGCCUGAGCGGCUUCAACCUCCCGGAUCACCCCCAACAUCUUCAGCGUGGCACCCCGACUACGCCACUGCGUUCCACCUCGGUGUCGUCCUACGCCAAAACCAACGGGGUUGCGUCGGAGUCUGGCGGUAGGAAGAACGGUCAGGCCACAUUGGAUGCGAAGUUGGCUAUACUCAGGCAGGAGAUGGUGAGUACAUUUUUAAAUCGACUAACUGAGGCGCUUUCCGAGCUUGCAUGA
Messenger RNA from Acanthoscelides obtectus, 2042 nucleotides. The record is from the annotation of a GenBank genome assembly. Lineage: Eukaryota; Metazoa; Arthropoda; Insecta; Coleoptera; Chrysomelidae.